This is a messenger RNA of Ctenocephalides felis (cat flea), 2030 nucleotides long. Its product is annotated as solute carrier family 41 member 1-like. Gene Ontology annotation, molecular function: monoatomic cation transmembrane transporter activity. The transcript has 11 exons. NCBI's taxonomy places the organism in Eukaryota, Metazoa, Arthropoda, Insecta, Siphonaptera, Pulicidae. Gene Ontology annotation, biological process: monoatomic cation transport. Gene Ontology annotation, cellular component: plasma membrane. Bases 337 to 1905 code for a protein of 522 amino acids. The record is from RefSeq and is a predicted model, not a curated record.
CAUUACAAUCGUUAAAAAUUUGAUAUCGUAUAAUUCUGAUAAAUCUUAAUUUACAAUGAUUUUGAUGAUAUUCAUUAUGCGAUACGUUGCAAUUCGGCUAUCGACAUUUCAGAACAAUUUCAAAACGAUAACCUCUAGUAGUCAGCGUUUGUCAAAAGGUUAAAAUAGGUUAGAAACAUUAUUAUGUGGCAAAUUGUAAAUUUCUAAAUUUACAAUACAAUGUCAAUAAGUAAUUUUGCGACACGCCGAACACGUCAAUCAUUUAUUUUGUUAAAAUUUUGACUUACUUGUUAAAGAAACCAAAUUGUUCAUUUAAUAAUCAAAUGCCUAGUUGAUAUGCUUAGUUCCGGAAGCCCUAAGGAUUCCCAGAAUGAUUCUAAUGCCGCCAACGAUACUUUUGACCAAAGGCCAUUUAAGAGAAAACUUACACGAUCAUCUAAUUCCAGUGAAAACUCUGAUAUGGGAACAGAGGAUGUUAUAUUUUAUGAAGGCAUUCAUGAUGAACGACAUGACUUGUUGGAGGAUUCAUCCUGCAACAAAUUUUAUCAAAAUAGACCAAGAACUUUGAAAAUGAAGAACAGCUCACCCAAUGUAGUAGAGCUGCAAUGUGAUACGUCUUUUAAUCCCAAAUCUGUUUUUAGUGAAGAAACAGUAUGGGUAAUUACUGUACAAUUAUUUAUCCCGUUUCUGCUGGCAGGAUUUGGGAUGGUUGCUGCCAGUCUAAUGUUAGAUUUAGUGCAGCAUUGGCCAGUUUACCAAGAUAUACCAGAGGUAUAUAUAUUAGUACCUGCAUUAUUAGGCUUGAAAGGAAACUUGGAAAUGACUUUGGCCUCCAGACUGUCAACACAAGCUAAUUUGGGUCUUAUGGACACUAUGAAGCAACAAAUCAAUAUGGUUGCAGGCAACUUAUCAUUAAUUCAAUGUCAAGCGAUUGUGGUUGGUUUCUUAGCAUCUUUGGCUGCAGUUGCGAUGGGUUGGGUGCCAGAAGGACAUUUCGACUCGAAUCAUGCUUUUCUUUUGUGUGCUUCAAGCAUACUAACAGCUUCUUCAGCUAGUUUUAUGCUCGGAUUGAUCAUGGUAGCCGUAAUAGUACUUUCUAGGAGACUGAACAUAAAUCCAGAUAAUGUUGCAACACCUAUUGCAGCUAGUUUAGGAGAUUUAACUACAUUGGCUCUGCUAUCAUACUUAUCCUCAUAUUUAUAUAAAAGGAUAGAAACUGCACCACAUAUAUCCAUUAUAAUAAUUCUAUUUGGAAUAUUAUUGGUACCGCUCUGGGGAUUAGCAGCUUCAAAAAAUGUUCAUACAAAAGAAGUACUAAAUUCUGGUUGGACACCAGUUAUAUCUGCAAUGCUCAUUAGCAGUAUAGGAGGACUUAUACUAGAUUUUACAGUAUCAAACUAUAAAGGCAUUGCUGUCUUUCAACUUAUAAUAAAUGGUGUUGGUGGCAACUUGGUUGCUGUACAGGCCUCAAGAAUUUCAACUGCCUUGCAUAUGGAGCAAAGAAGAGGUUGCUUGCCAGCUGGUCAGAAUGCACUUUGCCUAAACCCUAUAACAUUAUUCUGCAACAAAGGUGGCCAUGCUCGAACUGCAAGGGUUCUAUUGGCAAUGGUUGUUCCUGGUCAUUUAAUAUUUUCCUAUACAAUUAGUUACCUUAAAGCAGGACACACGUCUUUCACUCCUACUUUUAUUAUCACAUAUUUAACGGCAGCUACUGUACAGGUUUUAUUGUUAUUGUAUAUAGGCCAGGUUAUGAUCAAUUGGAUGUGGAAACAUUAUAUAGAUCCUGAUAAUUCAGCCAUACCAUAUUUAACUGCUAUUGGAGAUUUGUUAGGUACAGCUUUGCUUGGAGUCGCGUUCCAGUUCCUAUACAUUAUUGGAGACAAAGAUAGUGAUGUUGGUGAUUAAUAUAAUUUAUUAUGAGAUGAUAAUUCCGAGAACUGUGUUUAAAUUAAAUUAAAAAAAUUUUAGUGCUUUGUAUAAACUAAAAGAAGUGAUUGACUUAAAGUGUGAAAUAUGAAUUCUGUCAUUUA